UGACGUCACGGCAGCGCGCCGGCCGCGGGAGAGGGCCCCGUCGCGACCGCGUCCCCUUGGGUCCUUGAUCCUGAGCUGACCGGGUAGCCAUGGCCUUGCGGCUCCUGAAGCUGGGAGCGACGUCCGCGUCCGCCCGGGUCGUGGCGGCGGGCGCCCAGCGCGUGAGAGGAAUUCAUAGCAGUGGGCAGUGCAAGCUGCCCUAUGGAAUGUGGCAUUUCCUACUUGGGGAUAAAGCAAGCAAAAGACUGACAGAACGCAGCAGAGUGAUAACUGUAGAUGGCAAUAUAUGUACUGGAAAAGGCAAACUUGCAAAAGAAAUAGCAGAGAAACUAGGCUUCAAGCACUUUCCUGAAGCGGGGAUUCAUUAUCCAGACAGUACCACAGGAGAUGGGAAGCCCCUCGCCGCCGACUAUAAUGGCAACUGUAGUUUGGAGAAAUUUUACGAUGAUCCGAGAAGCAAUGAUGGCAACAGUUACCGCCUGCAGUCCUGGUUGUACAGCAGUCGCCUGCUGCAGUACUCGGAUGCCUUGGAGCACUUGCUGACCACAGGACAAGGUGUUGUGUUGGAGCGCUCCAUCUUCAGUGACUUUGUGUUCCUGGACGCGAUGUACAACCAGGGAUUCAUCCGAAAGCAGUGUGUGGACCACUACAACGAGGUGAAGAGCGUCACCAUCUGCGAUUACCUGCCCCCUCACCUGGUGAUUUACAUCGAUGUGCCUGUUCCAGAGGUCCAGAGGCGGAUUCAGAAGAAAGGAGAUCCACAUGAAAUGAAGAUCACCUCUGCCUAUCUGCAGGACAUUGAGAAUGCCUAUAAGAAAACCUUUCUUCCUGAGAUGAGUGAAAAAUGUGAGGUUUUACAGUAUUCUGCAAGGGAAGCUCAAGAUUCAAAAAAGGUGGUAGAGGACAUUGAAUACCUGAAGUUCGAUAAAGGGCCGUGGCUCAAGCAGGACAAUCGCACUUUAUACCACCUGCGAUUACUGGUUCAGGAUAAGUUUGAGGUGCUGAAUUACACAAGCAUUCCUAUCUUUGUCCCGGAAGUCACCAUUGGAGCUCAUCAGACUGACCGUGUCUUACAUCAGUUCAGAGAGGUCCCAGCAGACCAGGAGCACAGAUGGGUCAGCCUACUCAGUUCUCCACUGGGCUCCCUGUUCUCAGAAUGGUCUGUGCAUGGAGAAGACUCCUAAGUGCCUGGGAAUAGGAGACAGGAAGCUCUCUGCCUGCAAGUCUUACAGUUCACGUGCUGGAAAACGCUGAUUAAAACCUUCUACUCAGCUGCUGUCUGACACUCAGACCCCAGCCCACAGCCCCUCUUUGGAUUGCCAGCACAUAGUGCCUGGACCAGGGCAGGCUCUCGGAAAUAGUGGUUGAAUGAUGCACCCAGAAAAACCAUCGUGGUCUGUGGUCAUGCCCAGCCCUCAGCUCCCUGCAGUUCCUCAGCCUUCCUUCCUGGAUGGGUCCCUGCAGGACGGGCCUUCAAGAAGGAGCCCACAGGUGCACACCUGCCACCUUGACUUGGAAGAUGUUCCUGAAGUCGCCACCAGAUGGAGCACCUGUUGGAGUCUGAAACGUCUCCCGCUCAUCCCUAUGCUUUGGGUCAACAGUGACUUUAGCAUUGACUCAGUAAAGAAGAGGGUGGCCUGUUCCUGGGCCAAACAGGGAUCCAAAGACUCACAGAUUUCGUUUUUUUCCAAUAACCAAGUAUCUCACACGCAGAGACAAGUGCGGAAGGUAGACGUCACUCACCUGUGCCCACCACCAAGAACUAACCAGACUCGCAGUUCAGGGAGUACUCUGGCCACCCCUGUGCUAUGAGGCUUCGAGGCUUUCCCAGGCGGUGGUGGGGUGACCUCCAAGUGCAGGUGCCCACAGCUGGGCAGUGUCCCCAUCCCCUUCUCCGGCUGUCUUGGGACACAGGGAUCCGGCCUGAGGGAGCCUUGUGUGUUUUUCCACUUCCUUGGUGCGGGACCUGCAGAAAAAACAAGGCUGAGCACCCGCCUCUGUGCCAGCUGCUGCUGUUCCUUUUGUUUUUGGUUGUUUUUGUUUGUUUGCUGUGGCUUGCCUGGCUGUUUAGGGAGACUAUUGGCAUUCGCUCCAGGAAAUCCUCUCUGGGAUGGAAGUACUUAUUCACGCAGGCGGCUGGAUCGAGGGAAGCACAGUUUCCAGCAACUCUGCUUGGUUAUGAUUAAUGGAGAUAAAUCUGCCCAAGAGAAGCUAAAUUUAGCCAAAAGUUGAGCCCCCUGCUUCCGCACUCCGCCCUCAGGCACAGGCAGAGUGUGUGUUGCUGUUGGCCAGAGCCCAGAUAACAUCAAGAGGUGGAAAACAAUCCCCAGAAAUCUGAAAAAUGUAGAACAAGGAAAGAAAAUGUUCAAUCCAUCAAAACAAACAGAGAUACAAUCUCACCCCCCUUGGUUUUUGUACCACUGGGUUUAGGGGAAAAGAAAACAAGAGACUGAAUUAGAGAGAUAUGCAUUAAAAACACAAAAAGAUUGAAGACAGGAACAGAGUGCUCCCGCACAGGGUCACAGGGCUUGAGAGACCCUGGACCCUCAAGUGCAAGGCUCUGGUGGGGCAGGGCAGUGGGCAGGAGGGAGGCCGGGUUCCCCAGGGUCCACGCCAGGUGUCCCUCAGCCCUGGCUUCCCUCCCUCCACGCGUUGCGUGCUCACCUUUUUCUCUUCCCGACCCUGGCUGUUUCGAUAAUCUUCAGGCUUUGAGAGUGAAUUCAUUACUCCUGUCGUUUAUCCCACAAAGAUGUACUGUGCUGGGCACAGGCAGGGCCUGGGCCUGCAAAGAGGAAUAAGAUGGUCCCUGAUCCCCAGGACUCGAGAUUGCUGGGAGGGCGGCCCAGAUGGAGGUGGGAAAGCUGGAGGUGGCGUCUGGGCUGCCCUCUGGGUCUCCAAGCAGGUUCUGGGGUUGCAGGGCUCUGUGAGCUAGGGGAACCCUGCUGGCAUGCUGCUCGUUAAGAUCAUGCUUCUGGUGGCUUCAUGUCUGGUUGGAAUGCUGGGGGGCGGGCACUGGGAAGCAUUAGAGCCCACGAUUUGGGCCUUUCUUGUUUUGAUUUCGGGUAGUACACCCUUAGGAAACACUUUGGGGGCCACAAGCACCCUACAGAUGAAGUAUUUUAUUAUUUUUAAUAACUGAUCAUGAAUUCAGGGACCAUGAACCGUCCGCCUGAAGAGUCAGUAUUGCAGAAAGUUUGAAGCAUUGAACUCACAUUUCAGGAGUGCUGGGUCACUGUGAUGGGCUCUGGGGAGUGACCGGUGAGUAGCAGAGGGGCACAGUGAGAGGUGACGAGUUCCUGAAGUUCCCUCUCCCCAGGGGCACUUGGGGCCUCUUGGUGGGUGCUCCAGUAGGGCCCUGGGGGGACACACUGAUGUCCCCUUGCUGGUGGGGUGGAAAUUGUCCCUUCAGGGUGUGCAGGGCAGAUGCAUCCCUCUCUUAAUAAAUGGUGAUGUGGCAAAGCUCCAGGGUGAGGCACUGAGGGGUGCUGACUUCUAGGAGGAUUUGUGUUUGGAGAGUUCAGAGCUAGGCCUGAAAAAAUCUGCUGUCACUCCAAGACAUUGCACCUAUGCCAGGAGUUGCGGCUCCCUGAGAGCUGGUGUCUGACCCAGCAGGUCACCUAACCCCCAGGGGACCACAGGUGGGGGGUGCAGGAGCAGCAGGGGCCCCCAGCUCAUGGCCCCACUCCUGGAAAUCAGUGCAUGGGGUGGGGGGCUGGGGCUGCUCUUCUCUUGUGUUUAUCACAUCACAGCUGCCUUUAAAAUAGAGGAAAAUGUCUCCUCCAAGCAGGAAGAGUAACUUUCCACUGAUUGGCCGUUCUCUCUGCUCUCUCCCUUUGCACAAGCUCUGCCUGUAGGUUUCAAUGAGUUCUCUGUUCCUGAACAAAAAUGCAGCUCAGAGUGACCUUCCUUUCUCUUGUAGAAAGUUUAAUCUUUUUACACAUUUAUGGUAGGCAGAAUUCUAAAGUGGCCCAAAGAUUUCCACCCCCUAUUGUACCUGCCUUGGGUGAUUUCCUCCCCUGGGAUGUGGCAGACCCUGUGUGAUACAUGACAUGGCAGUGAAGAUUUUUCACAAAUGUAAUUAAAGUCACUAAUCAGCUGGCUUCGAGUUCACCAAGAGGGCAACUAUUUGGGUGCUGAUUGAAAUCGCCUGAGCCCUUCACAUCUGAUUUGAGGGGUGAGAGACGGGAAAGGAGGGACUCAGGGUCAGAGACUUGUGCUCCUGCAGCCUGGAGGAAGCUGCGCUGUGGCCUGCAAUAAAAGAAAAACUUCAGCCAAAUUAAAUUUAAAAGAGUUUAAUUGAGCAAUGAACAAUUUGCGGAUCGGGCGGCCCCCAGAAUCACAGCAGAUUCACAGAGACUCCCGCGCAGCCACGUGGUGGAAGAUUUAUAGACAAAAAAAGGGAAAUGACGUACAGAAAUUUGUAGUGAGGUGCGGAACGGCUGGACUGGUUGUAGCUCGUUGUUUGCAUUAUUUGAACACAGUUUGAAUACUCAGCAGUCUAUGAAGUGUGGCCGCUGGGAUUGGCCAAGACUCAGCUAUUGUUACAGGGAGGCAUAUACUCCUAAAUUAAGUUUUCAAUCUUGUCUGACUUUUUUUUUUUUUUUUUGAGAUGGAGUCUUGCUCUGUCGCCCAGGCUGGAGUGCAGUGCAGUGGCGCGAUCUUGGCUCACUGCAACCUUUGCCUCCCAGGUUCACACCAUUCUCCUGCCUCAGCCUCCCGAGUAGCUGGGACUACAGGCACCUGCCACCACGCCCGGCUAAUUUUUGUAUUUUUUGGUAGAGACGGGGUUUCACCGUGUUAGGCAGGAUGCUCUCCAUCUUUUGACCUCGUGAUCUGCCCGUCUCGGCCUCCCAAAGUGCUGGGAUUACGGGCCUGAGCCACUGCAUCCAGCCUCUUGUCUGACUUUUAAGCCAGGUUACAGUUCAUUCACAAGGACUCAAAUAUAGAAGUACGGAGUCCAUCACAGGCCAUAUUUAGUUUGCUUUAACACCUGGCGAAGGAGACCAUGAGCCGAGAAGCUGCAGGCAGCCUCCACAGAUCAGAAGCAGCCCCAGCUGACAGCAAGCAAGAAACGGGACCUCAGUCAAACAGACGCAAGGCAACAAAUGACCAACAUCCCUAAUGAGACGGACAGGGAUUCUGCCCCAAACCUCCUCACAGAAGGCAGCCCUGCCACAUCUUGAUUUUGGCCUUGUGAGACCCUAAACAGAGAGCCCGGCCAUGUGGUGCAGAAUUUCUGACCCAUAACACUGUGAGCUAAUGAGUGUUGAUUAAGAUGCUAAGCAUGUGACCAUUUAUCACUCGGUAAUGGGUGACUGUUACAAAAAGCAAUGCAAAUCUAUGGCACCCAAAUUAGAAAAAUCAGACAGGAAAAAAAAGAAAGAAAGAAAGUGCAAACCACUAGUAAUGAACCAUCUAGACAUGACUAUUGUUAAUAUUUUGCUGAAUGGUCCUCCAAAUAUGUCGUAUGUUUAAUUUUCUCUCCCCCACUAUGUAUCACAGAAUUAUGGAGCUACAGUUGACAUGAAUAAACUGCAUGUUUUAGCAUUGUA
This is a messenger RNA of Gorilla gorilla gorilla (western lowland gorilla), 5552 nucleotides long. It is a transcript of the gene NDUFA10, whose product is annotated as NADH:ubiquinone oxidoreductase subunit A10. Bases 90 to 1184 code for a protein of 364 amino acids. Gene Ontology annotation, cellular component: respiratory chain complex I; cytoplasm. NCBI's taxonomy places the organism in Eukaryota, Metazoa, Chordata, Mammalia, Primates, Hominidae. Gene Ontology annotation, biological process: mitochondrial electron transport, NADH to ubiquinone. The transcript is spliced from 11 exons. The record is from RefSeq and is a predicted model, not a curated record.